CACUAGCUAACACAACUCAGUGUGCCUCCAGCUGUCAGUCGCAGCAGAUCGUACAUAUAGGAGUAAAAUGGCCACCAGCAAGUGGGAAUCCGACGAGGAGAUACAGUACUUUCGCGAGUAUCUGCGCAUCCCAAGCGUACAUCCCGAUCCGGACUAUGCACCAUGCGUUGAAUUCCUAAGACAACAGGCAGAUCUGAUGGAUCUGCCGAUAAAAGUGUAUUACCCAGCAAAUGAACAGAAUCCCGUGGUGGUUUUGACUUGGGAAGGCCUCGCUCCCGAGUUGCCCAGCAUUCUGCUAAACUCCCAUAUGGACGUAGUGCCCGUGUUCCCAGAAAACUGGACCCACCCACCAUUUGGAGCCGACAUCGAUGAGGAGGGUCGCAUUUUCGCCAGGGGCACACAGGAUAUGAAGUCCGUGGGAAUGCAGCACCUUGCCGCCAUUAGAGCGCUGAAAAGAAGUGGAGCGAAAUUCAAACGAACCAUCCACAUCUCAUUUGUGGCGGAUGAGGAGAUGGGCGGUCGCUAUGGCAUGCGACCUUUUGUGCCCACUGAUGAUUUUCGUGCUCUAAAUGUGGGAUUUGCAAUGGACGAGGGAUUAGCUUCACCCGAUGAGCAUCUUCCUCUUUUCUACGCAGAGCGAGCAGUUUGGCGUGUGUAUUUCAACAUCAGUGGAACUGCCGGCCAUGGAUCGCUUUUGCUGCCCAACACAGCUGGUGUUAAGCUGAACUAUAUAGUGGGGAAGAUGAUGGAGUUUCGCAGGAGUCAAGUGCAGAGAUUGGAGAACAAUCCAGACUUGGUCAUCGGCGAUGUCACGACCAUUAACUUGACCAAACUGGGUGGGGGAGUUCAGAGCAAUGUGGUGCCUCCUUCGCUGAUGGUUUGCUUCGAUUGCCGCUUGGCUCUCGAUGUGGAUUUCAAGGAGUUUGAGUCCAAUCUACACAAAUGGUGCGACGAUGUGGGUGGUGGCGUCGAGAUCACCUACGAGCAGAAGCAGCCCAAAGUCCCGCCCACCGCCAUCGAUGAUAGCAAUCCCUUCUGGCUUGCUUUCAAGAAAGCCACCGAUGAUAUGCACAUCUCCAUCAAGCCACAAAUAUUUACCGGUGGCACUGACAGCAGAUACAUCCGUGCCGUUGGCAUCCCAGCCUUGGGAUUUUCCCCCAUGAACAACACACCUGUGCUGCUCCACGACCACGAUGAGUUCAUCCAGGCGGACAUCUAUCUGCGCGGUGUGCAGAUUUUUCAGAACAUUAUUCGCAACGUAGCUAAUGCCUACUUUCGUUUAUAUAGAAACACAAUGGCUGCUAGGAACUGGGAGACCAACGAGGAGAUCAAAUAUUUCCGCGAAUACCUGCGCAUUCCAACUGUGCAUCCAAAUCCCGAUUAUGAACCUUGCGUUGAAUUCCUAAAGCGUCAGGCUGAGGAUUUGGAUCUACCCGUUAAGGUUUUCCAUCCCCUCGAUAAGCAAAAUCCCGUGGUCGUUCUCACCUGGGAGGGCACUGAAAGGGAAUGGCCGAGUAUCUUGCUAAACUCCCACAUGGAUGUAGUGCCCGUAUUCCCCGAAAACUGGACCCAUCCACCGUUUGGGGCAGACAUCGAUGAGGAGGGUCGCAUUUAUGCCAGAGGUUCCCAGGACAUGAAGUGUGUGGGGUUGCAGUACUUGGCGGCCAUCAGAUCGUUGAAAGCCAAAGGAUUGAGAUUCAAGCGAACCAUUCACAUAUCAUUCGUUCCCGAUGAAGAGUUGGGUGGGCGAAAGGGAAUGAUGCCUUUUGUCAGUUCGGAUGAGUUUAAGGCUCUAAAUAUUGGCUUUUCCCUGGACGAGGGAAUCGCUUCUCCGACUUCCGAGUUUCCCGUUUUCUACGCCGAGCGAACUGUGAAAGGUGUAAUUUUUAAGAUCAGUGGAUCAGCGGGACAUGGCUUGCUUCUAAUGCCGAAUACAGCGGGCGAGAAGCUAAGUUAUAUAACUAGCAAGAUGAUGGAGUUCCGUGCGAGUCAGCAAAAGCUCUUGAAGGAUAAUCCAGAGUUGCAGAUUGGCGAUGUGACCACCAUUAACCUGACCAUCGUCAGUGGCGGAGUCCAAAGCAAUGUGGUGCCACCCUUGCUGACAGUCGUUUUCGAAGUUCGAUUGUCUUUGGAUCGUAAAGUAUCCGACUUUAAAGCUUAUUUGGAGAACUUGUGUGAGGAGGCUGGUGGCGACAUCGAGUUCGAGUUCACUUCAAACCGAAGAAGCGAACACACUGCUCCCACCGUCACUGAUGAGUCUAAUCCCUUUUGGGUGGCCUUUAAAAGUGCCACAGAUGAGCUAGGUCUGAAGACCAAACUGCAGGUCUUUCCCGGCGGCACCGAUAGUCGCUACAUUCGCGAUAAAGGCAUUCCUGCAUUGGGAUUUUCUCCUAUGAAUAACACUCCGGUUCUCUUGCACGACCACGAUGAGUUUCUUCAUGCGGAAACGUACUUAAAAGGUGUUGAGAUAUACAAAAAAAUUAUUGAAAACUUGGCCAACGUUGAAAACUAAUUUCUUCUGAAUUAG
Messenger RNA from Drosophila teissieri, 2527 nucleotides. RefSeq lists its product as uncharacterized. The coding region runs from base 68 to 2512 and encodes 814 amino acids. NCBI's taxonomy places the organism in Eukaryota, Metazoa, Arthropoda, Insecta, Diptera, Drosophilidae. The record is from RefSeq and is a predicted model, not a curated record. Gene Ontology annotation, biological process: amino acid metabolic process. The transcript is spliced from 13 exons. Gene Ontology annotation, cellular component: cytoplasm. Gene Ontology annotation, molecular function: aminoacylase activity.